This is a messenger RNA of Agrilus planipennis (emerald ash borer), 582 nucleotides long. Its product is annotated as maternal B9.15 protein-like. NCBI's taxonomy places the organism in Eukaryota, Metazoa, Arthropoda, Insecta, Coleoptera, Buprestidae. The transcript has 3 exons. The record is from RefSeq and is a predicted model, not a curated record. Bases 244 to 558 code for a protein of 104 amino acids. Gene Ontology annotation, biological process: negative regulation of mitotic cell cycle; negative regulation of cell population proliferation. Gene Ontology annotation, cellular component: cytoplasm; nucleus.
AUUAGUAUCCGUAUGGUAUCCGUCGUGCAGUUUCGUCACUGGCGUUUGUCAUUACUCGGUGUUAUUCUUUAGUAUUCGUUUUACGACUAGAUGGUUGUUAGGUGGUCAGUGCUGUGUUGUAGUGAUUUGGUGAACAAUAUUUUCGUGAUUUUGUUUGAGUAUUUUCAAGGAUUUACGCUAUAAUUCUUGUCAGUUUGGUUUACAAGGGUUCUUUCUCAUCCUGAUGUUAAAAUUUGCAACAAAAUGAAAGAAGAAGUCUUGGCUGCUGUUAUGUUUCUUAUCCGCUUCAUAGAAAAAAGCGAAACUUUUCCUAGGAAUCAAAUAGAAAAUUUUAAGACUCACUUAACUGCACUUCUCAUGAAAAGGUUUGAGAAGCAUUGGUUUCCUGAACUACCUGCAAGAGGACAAGGAUAUAGAUGUAUUAGAGUUAAUGGCUUAACUCCAGUAGAUCAGUCUUUAGAGCAAGCUGCAAGUAAAUGUGGUCUUAGCUAUAAUGAUUUAAGCUUACCUACUGAACUGACCGUCUGGGUAGAUCCUAGUGAAGUAUGCUAUAGGUAAGAAAAUACAUACAUUUAUUUUUCU